AUGGAAACGGAUACGGAAGUUUCAGAUAUGGACAGACUUAAAACUGUGCUAACCUUACUUCCACAAAUGUCAAGAGACAUUAUCGACGAUACUAUCCACGAAAAAGUGUUAUCAUAUUUAUCGGGUUAUGCGAAAAAAGGACCAGAUAUGGUGGCGGUUUUGGCGGAGUGGAAUGUCUUGGACGUUAUACGCGCAUGUAUAUUUCAAGAAAGUCCUUCUUCCAGGCAACGACAAACAGACUACAGAAUCACCUCGAUAGCUAUUAGAUUCCUCGCGCAGCUUCUACAGAAUGAUGACAAACAUCGUGCACGGCUGUUUUGUCAACUGAUUACCAAAUAUCGAGAAGUUAUGACCUUUAUUUUAGAUGGUGUGUUUGAUGAGGAUGAAGCUUUGAUGAGAUAUUCGUGUGUUGAAGCAUUGGAGAUGAUUGUUGCGUAUGAGGAGGGAGCAAAAUGGAUUCUCGAGUCCAAUAAAAGCGCGCAGAUUAUUGAGCGAUGCUUCGAAGAUUCGAGCACAUACGUCGUCACCGCAAUAUCGAAACUCUUAUUAUCAAUCAUCAAAAAUUCACCUUCGUCUUCGUCAGAAGAAAUAUCAUCAUCUCAUCUGCUGCUACUUGAACACAUAAUCACAUCGCUCAACUUAUUCACUAUGAUGCGUGAAAUGCUCUACGACGCGCAUGUUACAUAUAAUCACCGUAUGGCUACUUUAGAAAUUGUUUGGAUGCUGGCGAGCUCGCAAGAAAUUAAUGUAAUUGGAUUUUUAAGAAGGGGAAAAUUGUUAAUGCAUCUCGACACAUUGCUGCACGAUCCAAACAGAAUUAUAAGAUCUCGAGCAAACGAAAUUCUUUAUACUUUGUUACAAUGGGUGCCGGAUCCUUUGAUUCUUUUAGAAGAUUCUAACGAUUUCAGUAACCCAAAUAAUACUCACCACAGCAAUGCGUUCAAUUUUAUCCUAUACGAGAUUGUGUUCUCUCUUUUAUCGAAGGCCGCUGAUAAUAAUUUUGAGAUGGUUGUGAUGUCUGUAAAUGUGAUAACUUCCAUGGCACAAUUGGCUGCGCGAGAUAAUGAUAAUAAUCAUUUAAGUAGUGGAGGAACAAUAAGAGAAGGAGAACACUUAGCCUCGAUCCUUACAAGUUUACUUGUGUUUUUACUGGGAUUUACACAAAAAAUUCAAAAUCAAGAUGAUAUUUUGGAUUCGACGUCUAUGCCUUUGUCUUUUACUGAUUCUAAUGUUGAACAAUUUUUAUGUGAUAAUGAGAUAGUGGAAAAAUUAAGUUCACUUUUCAACUCGACAAAACGGGCAAACACUCAUCGAAAAACAUUGAUACUGAAUGUAUUUCAUGCAAUCCAGUCUAUUGCGAUUAAGUUCAGUCAAGUAAUCGCGGUAAUAUUAAAUAACAUUUAUGUCGAUAAUAUAUUAUCUACUCCCGCGUAUAAUACCGAUGAACGUAUUCUGAAAGCGGGAUUCAAUGUUAUUCCAAUUGUGCUUUUCUCAAAAUUUGCGAAUGCUCAUGAUGAUCGCAAUAUUGAAGAUGAUGAUCGAUACCAAGCUGUGGAUAAGAUUUUGGAAAUACUGAACGCGUUAUUGAAAGACCAAAACACCGAAUGUCGUGGUAUGACACUGGUACUAGAGAUGUUAGGACGAUUGCUUGGAAACCAAAUUAUCGGCGGCUAUAUUUUUGAUUCUGGUUACGGUAAACACCGGUAUGGAAUUGAGCUUGUGUGUAGGUUCGAUUUGGAAAAAGACGCAUUGUCGCGUAUACAUGAUCCGGAAGCGUAUGUACGUGCUUCCGCUUUAAAUGCCGUACAGGCAAUAAUUCGCCAUUCAGAAGGUUGGCAAAACAUCCUUUCCAAAAAUCUCAAAGAAUCUAUCGCGUUAGAACUCCCUCAAUUAAUGAAAGACACCGAAGCAUUUGUUCGCCGCGCAUUGAUGGACUUGAUGAUUUGUUUGAUUGUUGAGCGUGAGUGUGGCGAAAUAUUACUUGACGAUAAAAACGCAGAAAUUAUAAAUCCCGAAGCUAUGGCCAAAAUCAUGGAUGAUCCCGAUUUCGAGGUCAGAAUUCGUGGAUGCCAAUUUUUAGCGGUAGUUUGGGAUCACUGUGAACAAGACCGCAAACAAGGUCAUAAAAGACAACGUAAACAGGCUGUUAAUAUUGAUGCUGAUUUGUCACCAAUAGACAGUAAUAAUAAUAAAAGUUUUUUGAUUGGCGAUGAUUCUUCAUGGUUUUAUUGGCUUGAUGGUGACAAUAUUUUGAUUGACGCGGCUUCCGACUCGAGUCGUCUAGUUCGACGCGAAAUUCUCGUCAUUUUACAGCGAAUAAAAGAUUAUGUCGCACAAUUAUCCUCUUCAGCGUCAUCAAGUAAUAACAGCAUUCAAAUAGAUAAUAAUUCUAUUAUUAUUGAUACUGACAAGAAGACAGAAAUUUCACAAUUACUACCACACAAACGACCAACUAUUGAAUCAUCAUCGUCACUCCCACAUCGUCACGCCGAUUUCUAUCGCCGAAUAUGCGCAGAAAUAGAUUUUUCACGUCUCGCUUCGACUAUUGAUGCCGAGCAUUUGUAUAAAGAGGCACUGGAGAGUGUUGUGGAUUCGGCAAUGACAAUGACAAUGGAUGUGGAAGAAGGGGAGCAUCAUAGAACUAAUAGCAUGGAUUGCUAUUAG
Messenger RNA from Ambispora leptoticha, 2664 nucleotides. The record is from the annotation of a GenBank genome assembly. Lineage: Eukaryota; Fungi; Glomeromycota; Glomeromycetes; Archaeosporales; Ambisporaceae.